Podospora bellae-mahoneyi is the source of this 1178-nucleotide messenger RNA. RefSeq lists its product as uncharacterized. The transcript has 3 exons. NCBI's taxonomy places the organism in Eukaryota, Fungi, Ascomycota, Sordariomycetes, Sordariales, Podosporaceae. Gene Ontology annotation, cellular component: cytosol. Gene Ontology annotation, molecular function: transaminase activity; pyridoxal phosphate binding. The record is from RefSeq and is a predicted model, not a curated record. Bases 1 to 1044 code for a protein of 347 amino acids.
AUGGAGGCGGCUAUCAAGCUCGCGAGGCAAUACUUUAUCGAGGUCAAACCAUCACAGCCGCAGAGGACUCGCUUUAUCUCACGGAGACAGUCUUACCACGGCAUCACCCUUGGGGCGUUGGCCAUGGGUGGUCACAUGUACAGACGCGAAAAGUUUGAACCACUCUUGAUGAAAAACGUUUCCCAGGUCUCUCCAUGCAACGAAUCCCGGUUCAAAGCUCCCACAAAGACCAACGAGGAAUAUGUCGCGGAGCUGGCGCAAGAGCUCGAUGAGGAGUUCCGGAAGGUUGGGCCCGAGACUGUCUGCGCUUUUGUUGCCGAGCCUAUCGUCGGUGCAGCUCAAGGCUGUGUGCCGUCGGUCCCCGGAUACUUCAAGGCUAUGAAAGCCGUGUGUGACAAAUAUGGGGCACUUCUGAUUUUCGACGAAGUGAUGUGUGGCAUGGGCCGCAGUGGUACCUUGCACGCAUGGCAACAGGAGGGUGUCGUUCCAGAUAUCCAAACCAUCGGAAAGGCGCUUGGUGGUGGCUAUCAACCAAUAGCUGGGCUGUUGGCCAACCACAAGGUCAUUGAUGGAAUCGCGAAAGGAAGCUCUGUAUUCGUUCACGGUCACACCUACCAAGGCCAUCCAGCUUGCUGUGCGGCUGCCCUCGAAGUCCAGCGCAUCAUCCAAGAAGAAAGCCUCGUGGCAAAUGUCGCUAGCAUGGGCCGCUUGCUAUCUCAAGGGCUGAAAAGGCGUAUUGGCAACCACCCGAAUGUCGCUGAUAUUCGAGGUCGUGGUCUGUUCUGGGGAAUUGAGUUUGUUUCGGACAAGAAAAGCUCGACACCAUUCCCGGAAGAAGUUCAUGUAGCCAUGGUCAUCAGCAAGCUUGGAUUGGACCCCAAAUACGGCAUCAAUGUAUAUCCUGGAGCAGGCUCGGCGGACGGGCGUCUGGGGGACCAUAUCAUAAUCUCGCCGGCCUUCAAUAUUCGGAAAGAGGAUGUUGAGUGGAUUGUGGAGACAGUUGGCAGGCUGGUAGACGACUACUUUGCAACGCUUCAAGUUUGAAGUCGUUUAAUGGGGGCGGGGAUCUGAUUUUCUGCUUGAGCGGAAGACUUGUAUUGUAUAAGAAUGGAGCAAUGUGCUGGACACGACUCCUCUGUUAUAAGAAAAUUCCCAUCAUUUUUUUUUGUGCGCACAAA